CUGUGAUUGUUUCCAUGACAACGUCACAACACAACAAAACACGAAUUUUUGUUUUGCAAACAAAACAACCGAUAUUAUUAUUCAAUAGUGAAACUAAUCCACUAUGAAUGAAUUAUUCAGCUCUAGCAAUCCUCAGCCGAAAAAAGUGGGUGUCUGGGCAGAAAGCACACAUAUCGAAGCUAAAAAUAUUAUAAUACCUAGAAAGACUACAGCAUCAAGCAGUGACGAUAUUCCUACCCUACCAGAUUUCGAUGACUUUCAAGAUAUACUAGAGAAGGACUUAUCUAAGCCACCUGUAGCGGAGCACAAAGACACUGAGACAGCGGACACUCUAGCGGAUAUCGGCGGAGACCUGACCAGCACUGUGGACGGCAUCGACGGAGUGCUGAAGGUGCUGCGCUCCUGCGUCCCACAGGUCGACAUGAACAUGGCCGACACUGUGUGGACGGUGGAUGGUCUGCUUGCACAACUCGCUGACGAGGAGCAGAAGACUGGAUCAUGAAUGUUAAAUUAUGUUAUGAACUAUGAAAAGUGCCUACAAUCAUAAUAAUUAAAGUAUGUUAAGUUAUUUUAAUAUAAUAUAGUGGAUUUUUUUAUAAACUAACAAAAUUGAAUUUGUACUUAUCUCAGUUAUUAUAGUCAUGAAUUUAUGAUAACACUAGCAUUCCCUUUAUCCAACUAAUCAAUACUAUUAUAAAUCACUGAUUUCUAGAACAAAUACCUUUUCCAUCACUCAUCAUCAUCACACAGGGCAGGCUGAUGAUGAUGCUUUUUCCCGAUGUGAUGAUGGCAGUAC
Messenger RNA from Plutella xylostella (diamondback moth), 796 nucleotides. RefSeq names its product intraflagellar transport 43. The record is from RefSeq and is a predicted model, not a curated record. NCBI's taxonomy places the organism in Eukaryota, Metazoa, Arthropoda, Insecta, Lepidoptera, Plutellidae.